This is a messenger RNA of Malania oleifera, 6022 nucleotides long. RefSeq names its product anaphase-promoting complex subunit 1. The record is from RefSeq and is a predicted model, not a curated record. Gene Ontology annotation, biological process: protein K11-linked ubiquitination; metaphase/anaphase transition of mitotic cell cycle; anaphase-promoting complex-dependent catabolic process. Gene Ontology annotation, cellular component: anaphase-promoting complex. Gene Ontology annotation, molecular function: molecular adaptor activity. The transcript has 37 exons. Bases 149 to 5629 code for a protein of 1826 amino acids. NCBI's taxonomy places the organism in Eukaryota, Viridiplantae, Streptophyta, Magnoliopsida, Santalales, Ximeniaceae.
CGCGUACUCAAAAAACACGGCGAGGGCGGAGAGAGGGCAGAGGCACUCACUUCUCCACGCUCUCUCGUCAUCAUUAACUCCUCAAGCUUGUGCAUUUCCUUGAUACCGUCACAGUCACGUACCGAUCCCAGCCCCGAAACGUUUCAAGAUGCCUGCCGGGAUUCGCCACCUCACUGUGCUCGGCGAAUUUAAACCCUUCGGCCUUAUAGCAGAAGCUCUCGACGGAAAGCCCGCCGAGAAUGUCCCCGACAAAUACGAUUACUUCCUCUUCGAUCCCGAAGUUGCCAGAAAUAAAGGCGGAGCAGACGAACACGACGCGUCCGGCGACCGAAGCGAUCACGAGCUAUUCAUUCGAGGAAAUCGGAUAAUAUGGACUACUGGUUCACGAGUUUUUAAGCGAUUCACCUUAUCCUCAUCAGUGAUCAUGGUAUGCUGGUGUCGGCUGGGUGAGAUGCCUGAAGCUCUUUUGUGUGUCUUACAAAUUAAUACGUUGACAAUAUAUAAUACAUCAGGUGAAGUAGUAUCCAUUCCGCUUCCCCAUGCCAUUGCAUCAAUAUGGCCUCUUCCAUUUGGGUUACUACUCCAGCAGGCAAAUGAAGGGAGCUUACCAACACAUAGUCCUUUUUUGUCUUCUAGCCCAUUACUAAGUGCACGUGAUAUAUCCCGCCAAAAAAGAGAAAUUGGACAGAGUCCACAAAAUAGUUUCAGUCCUUCUAAUGCAUUUGAUCAUAUACUCAAGGGAGAUGGGGCGUCAAUGGCUUCCCAUCUGAUUUUGAAGGAUCCACUGGAAGAGCCCCAGUCAACUUUUGUUGAAGAGAGGGGAAAAUUGAACAUAAUGAAAGAUUUUGAUGAAAAAACAAUUUGGACAAGCGACCGUAUUCCUCUAAUGGCAUCAUACAAUAAAGGAAAGAUGCAACACUCUGUCUGGGUUGUAGAAGUUGUUAAUUCUAACCCCGGAGUGGGAAGUGCUAGUAUAUCUGACAUUAUUCCUGUUGGAGUGUUGCCAAAGCGGUUUUCCUUUCGAAGGAUAUGGCAGGGGAAGGGUGCUCAGACUGCUGCUAGUAAGGUUUUUUUGGCAACUGAUGAUGAUUCUGCACCUGUACUUUGCUUUCUUCUCCAAGAACAAAAGAAGCUGUUGUCCGUAAGGCUUCAAAGUGUUGAAAUAAAUAAUGAGAUUCUCUUUGAUAUUAAACCUGACAUGAGCUGGAGUAUACCAGCUAUUGCGGCUGCACCUGUGGUUGUGACACGUCCAGGAGUGAAAUUGGGUCCACUGCAAUUUACAGACAUCAUUGUUUUGGCUUCAGAGAAUACCCUUAAUCUCUACUUAGGGAAGCAAUGCCUAUGUAGGUAUUCUCUUUCUUCCUGUUUAGAUAAAGGCCAAGCUUUGCAUAAUUUGGAGUCUUCAAAAAUGGCAUGCAGUUUCCGUGACUUGAAAAUUGUAGGAUUGGCUGAUGCUGUUGAAGGGCGUAUCAAUGUGAUUUUAAGCAAUGGACAGAUGUUUAGAUGUGCAUUAAGAAGAAGCCCUUCAUCUUCUUUGGCAGAUGAUUGUAUCACAGCAAUGGCUGAGGGACUAAGCUUCAAUUUUUAUAUUCACUUUCUUGUUCUACUUUGGGGAGAUGAUAGUUCUACAUAUCUGUCCAAGGGUGAUUCUAGUGUUGAUUCACAAUGGGAAUCUUUUAGCAGUACCUUGAUCCACAUGGGCAGAAAGGGUGGAGCCACUCUUAAGAAACUUCCAGUUUCGAUAAACUCAUCAUGGGAGUUCCUCAUUAACAGCAAAUUUCACAAGAACUACUGUCAUUCUACAUUUACGACUGGAAUUUCUUGUGGAAUAGCAAUUGACUUCCAAGAAGCAGAUACUUCUAGAUCACAUGCUGGCGAAAUACAGAGCACAGAAAAAUCAUUCUGCCCUGAGCUUUUGAUGGAGAGUUUAGAUUGUCUGCAUGCAGUAUAUGAAAGUCUGAAACUGGAUAAUCUUCGCAGACGGGACUUGGGUCUUCUGGUGGAUCUCUUAUGUAUUAUUGCUGAUUUUCUGGGCCAAGAAAGCUAUUUGGAUCAUUAUAUUCGUGAUUUUCCUAAUCUUUCAAAGAAAUAUGGAAUCUGUGGUGCAUCUUUCUCCCAAAGGACUCCUCCCAGUUUGUUCAGAUGGCUUGAAAACUGUUUGCAACACGGAUGUAAUUUUUCUAAUAUUAGUGACCUCCCACCUCUAAUUCAUAAAGAUGGAAAUUCUGUUGUGAAUUGGGCCCGGAAGAUAGUCUCUUUCUACAGUAUAUUAUUUGGGGCAAAACAGACAGGGAAGAAGCUGUCAUCUGGCGUUUACUGUAAUAUUGCCACAGGAUCUUCUUGUACCUGUGAGGAGCUUGCAGUCUUGGCAAUGGUCGGGGAGAAAUUUGGGCUGCAACAGCUAGACUUACUGCCGGCUGGCAUAUCUCUUCCUCUGCGACAUGCAUUGGAUAAGUGCCGGGAAUCUCCUCCAACUGACUGGCCUGCUGCUGCAUAUUAUCUUCUUGGUCGAGAAGAUUUGGCCUUGUCAUGUUUUGCGCAUACAGGCAAAUCCAAGGAACUUGAAACACAAACCAAUGUGAAUCUAAUCUCUGUGUCUACACCGUACAUGUUACAUUUGCAUCCGGUGACUAUUCCUUCCACAGUUUCUGAUACGGUCGGGUUAGAUAAUGCCAAGUUUGAGGAUACAGAUUCUAUUGAUGGGUCUUUAACGGAUGGUAUGGAACAUAUCUUUAAUUCUAGCACACAGUUGCGUUAUGGCCGCGAUCUGCGUUUGAAUGAGGUUAGACGCCUUUUGUGCUCUGCAAAACCAGUGGCAAUUCAAACAUCUGCUAACCCAAGUGCCUCUGAUCAGGACCUCCAGCAGGCUCAGCUAUGGCAGCUUGCACAAAGGACUACUGCUCUUCCUCUCGGGCGUGGGGCAUUUACUCUGGCGACCACGUGUACUCUUUUGACAGAGGCGUUAACUGUUCCAAAGCUCGUUUUAGCAGGUCGGUUGCCUGCCCAACAAAAUGCAACCGUUAAUCUAGAUCCAAAUAUGAGGAAUAUUCAAGAACUUAAAUCUUGGCCAGAGUUUCACAAUGCUGUUGCUGCUGGUUUGAGGCUGGCACCCCUUCAGGGAAAAAUAUCAAGAACGUGGAUAACAUAUAAUAAGACUGAGGAGCCAAAUAUUACUCAUGCAGGACUUCUCCUUGCUCUCGGAUUGCAUGGACAUUUGCGUGUUUUAACUAUAACUGAUAUAUACACGUAUUUUGCACAGGAACAUGAAAGCACAUCGGUUGGAUUACUGCUUGGUUUAGCAGCUUCAUAUAGGGGCACUAUGCAGCCAGCAAUAUCAAAGUCUCUCUAUUUUCACAUUCCUGCUCGUCAUCCAUCCUCCUUUCCUGAGCUGGAGUUACCAACGCUUCUACAGUCAGCAGCGCUCUUGUCUGUCGGGCUUCUUUAUGAAGGAUCAGCACACCCACAAACCAUGCAAAUUCUUCUGGGUGAAAUAGGCCGUAGAAGUGGAGGUGAUAAUGUACUUGAAAGAGAGGGUUACGCCGUAUCUGCAGGAUUUUCGCUAGGCAUUGUUGCAUUGGGUCGGGGUGAGGAUGCACUUGGUUCUGCAGACAGUUUGGUCAAUCGAUUGCUGCAAUAUGUUGGUGGCAAAGAACUUUAUGGGGAGAAGUCCCUGCCAUUGACAUUAUCAACAGAAGAAUACAAUCGUGGUGCUGGGAAGAAUAUAGAUGGAGCCCCCAUCAAUGUUGAUGUCACUGCACCUGGAGCUACAAUUGCUCUAGCUCUAAUGUUUUUAAAGACUGAAUCAGAGGUGAUGGUAUCUCGUCUUUCAAUUCCUCAUACCCAUUUUGACUUGCAAUAUGUGAGGCCAGACUUCAUAAUGCUUCGUGUCAUUGCUCGAAAUAUGAUAAUGUGGAGCAGGGUUCAUCCAUCCAAUGAUUGGAUUCAGUCCCAGAUUCCCGAAAUUAUUAGUAAUGGUGUCAAACGCCUUGGUGAUGAAACAGAUGAUGUUGAUGAAAUGGAUGCUGAAACAUUAAUUCAGGCAUAUGUCAAUAUAAUGGCUGGAGCAUGCAUUUCCAUUGGGUUGAGAUUUGCUGGAACAAAAAAUGGAAAUGCGCAGGAGCUGUUGUAUGAUCAUGCUGUCUACUUUCUAAAUGAGAUCAAGCCUGUGUCUAUUAUGAGUCGAAAGACCUUCCCGAAGGGAUUGUCUCAAUACAUUGAUCGAGGCACAUUGGAAAUAUGCCUUCAUCUCAUUGUUCUUUCCCUUUCUGUGGUUAUGGCAGGUUCUGGACAUCUACAAACAUUUAGAUUAUUGAGAUUUCUUCGCAGUCGAAAUUGUACAGAUGGGCAUACUAAUUAUGGUACACAGAUGGCGGUGAGCUUAGCCAUUGGUUUCUUGUUUCUUGGGGGAGGAAUGCGAACCUUUUCAACUAGUAACAGUUCUAUUGCUGCUUUGCUGAUCACACUCUAUCCGCGCUUACCUACAGGACCAAGCGACAAUCGCUGUCAUCUUCAGGCAUUCAGGCAUUUGUAUGUCCUUGCAACUGAAGCUCGAUGGAUUCAGACAGUUGAUGUUGACACAGGCCUACCUGUUUAUGCCCCACUAGAAGUUACUAUUAGGGAAACCGAGCAUUAUGCUGAGACAAGUUUUUGUGAGGUUACACCUUGCAUUCUUCCAGAACGUGAUAUUUUGAAAACUGUACGUGUUUGCGGCCCUCGGUACUGGCCUCGAGUGAUAGAGCUUGUUCCUGAAGAUAAACCUUGGUGGAGUUUAGGAGACAAGAACCACCCAUUUAAUUCUGGUGUCCUAUACAUUAAGCGGAAGGUCGGGGCUUGUUCAUAUGUUGAUGAUCCCAUAGGGUGCCAGUCGCUGCUGUCACGAGCAAUGCAUAAGGUAUUUGGUUUGACUAGUCUUAAAGCUUGUACACGAAGCACCAAUGGCCACAGUGGACUAGGUUCAGGGACUGUCGAUCAGUUGGUCAGUACCUUUUCAUCAGAUCCAAGCUUAAUUGCUUUCGCACAACUCUGCUGUGAUCAUUCCUGGGACAGCAGAUCCGAUAUUGAUUUUCAGGAAUUUUGCUUGCAAGUAUUAUUUGAAUGCGUGAGGAAAGACAGACCAGCUCUCUUACAGGUUUACUUGUCACUAUACACAACAAUUGGGUCAAUGAUUGAUCAGGUUACUAGUGGUACCCUCAUUUUAGGCGACUCCCUCUUCAUCCAUGGUUUAAAGCUUGCUCUAGCCUACAAUGAAGCUCUAUUAUGUGGGAGGUUAACCACUCCAAGAGGCGGCAUUAUUCAAUCUGCCUUCAUAGGCUCUCUAGCGAAACGGGUGGUAGAGCUUCUAAAUUAUUCCCAGGGAAUAAAGGAUGAUUUCUGCAAUUACAUGAAUUCUGGAAGGUGGCCUGACAAGGGAUCCCAGGGAGAGAGAGCGUCGAUACUUCUUGCCUGGUAUCUUCAGUGGUUUGCUGUUCCAUCACCAUCUGUCAUUAAGACUGCUGUGGAGCGAAUCAAACCAAAGCUCACAACAUCCUCCUCUUCCGUUCCUUUGUUGUGUUUGCUGUUGCCAAGAACUCACAUUAGUGCUAUUAGUGAGAUGGAUAAGUUCUGGUUUCCUUCUCAAAUUAGCCAUUGACGUGUGUCAUCAGUUAUGGUCUGAAGGAAUGGGCAAUUUUGUAUGCGUCUCUUGGACAACUCCCAUCUGGGCAAAUUUUCACUGCCAGUGCAGCUCGAAAUGGCAGUGACGAGGUUUUGUUUUGGAGACAAUGAGCUCAAUCAUAGUAUGCAACUCAAACUUGAUGUUUACCCUGCAGAUUGAGAAUUACUGAAGCCAACCAUAUGGGCAGUAGGCCUUUGCCUUUUGCAGCCAAGCUUUACCUGUAUCAUUUUGUAGGAGCCGCUGUGUGGUAGAAAAAUGUUUCCCUGCUAGACUAAACGGAGAGAAAAAAUCCUGUUUUUGUAUUUAUCCCUGUUGUAUAAUUAUCAUGACUUAUAACUUAUAAUUAUAAAAGAAAUUCUUACAUCUAAA